This is a messenger RNA of Trichobilharzia szidati, 3312 nucleotides long. NCBI's taxonomy places the organism in Eukaryota, Metazoa, Platyhelminthes, Trematoda, Strigeidida, Schistosomatidae. The record is from the annotation of a GenBank genome assembly.
UGCAGUUGGUUUAGCAAUUGAAGCCAGUUAAAUGUCCCAUCCAAUAAAAGAAUUCGUUAGAAGACUAUCUAAUCUUGAUAUUGAACAGUAUCCAGAAUGGGAUUUAUCAAAACCACUUCCUAGAUUACCUGUUCCGAAUUUGCGUAACACCCUGGACAGAUAUUUACGACUAAUAGCACCGGUUGUCUCUAAAGAAGAUUUUGAACGAACAAAGCUGUUAGUUGAUGAAUUCGGUAAACCAGGUGGUGAAGGUGAAGAGUUGCAAAAUCUACUCAAAGAGUAUGCUGCAACGAAAGUUAAUUGGGUUACGGAAUGGUGGUUAGAUGAUAUGUAUUUGGGAAAUCCUUUACCACUGCCAAUCAAUUCCAGUCCCGGUAUGGUGUUCCCACGUCAUUCUUUUAUCAGUACAAGACAACAACUAAGAUUUGCUGCUCAACUUAUCUCUGGAAUUUUAGAUUACAAAACAAUAUUAGACACGCGCUCCCUUCCAACAGACCGAGCUCGACAUAGUAAAAAAGGUCAACCAUUAUGCAUGGAACAAUACUAUCGGUUGUUUAGUUCAUAUCGUUAUCCGGGGCAUACAAAAGAUAUGCUUGUAACAACAUCUGAACGUGAUCCAUUUGAUCCUGAGCAUAUAAUUGUAAUCUGUUUAGAUCAAUUAUUCGUCAUUGAUGUCAUCUCCAAUGGUAAUCGUUUAAGUGAAGAAGAUAUAUACAAUCAAUUGCGUCGUGUUACACAAUUCGCUGAAGAAGCUAUAGCUGGUGAAAGUGAUAUGGAAGCGCAACCGAGAGUUGGUGCAUUAACUGCUUUACCAAGAAAUAAAUGGGCAGAAGUGUAUGAACAUCUUUGUGAAGAUCCUGAGAACAAAGAGAACUUGAAGACAAUAGCGAAAAGCAUGUUUGUAUUAUGUCUAGAUAAACCAAUAAUUCCAGUUGAAGAACUCGAUGAAACAACAGAGAUUAAUGGACAUUUAACUGAAUCAAAUGAUGCUAAUAAUAUAAAUAAACGAGAUGACAUUUCCUUGGCAUUACAAUUGUUACACGGAAUGGGAAGCCAAUUUAAUGCAGCUAAUCGGUGGUAUGACAAAACAAUGCAAUUUAUUAUAUCACGUGACGGUAAUUGUGGUCUAAACUAUGAACAUUCUGUCGCUGAAGGCAUCGCUGUUGUACGUCUGAUUGAACACAUUCUACAGUACAUGAAAGAAGUAAAACGAUGGAAGUUAGUUCGAUUCCCAUCUGUUUGUGAAUUGGCAUUUCCAAGAAGAUUGAAGUGGAAUCUGGACAACAACACAAAAUCAAUGAUUAAUUACGCUCUGAAUGAAAUUGACAAAAUAGCUGAUGAUCUUGACUUAUACAUACUACGUUAUAAGAAAUUCGGACGUGAAUUCCCUAAAACAGUUAACAUGAGUCCAGACUCAUUUAUUCAAUUAGCUUUACAAUUAGCACAUUUCAAGCUGCAUAACUAUCUGGUUCCAACUUACGAAAGUGCUUCAACAAGACGAUUCGCAUUAGCUCGUGUUGACAAUAUUAGAGCGUGUUCAACUCCAGCUCUGGAAUGGUGUAAAGCAAUGACAGGUCAAACAAAAUGUUCAAAUGAUGAUAGAAUUCGCCUACUGCGUAAAGCAAUGGAAUGGCAAACUGAAAUUAUGCUUGAAACUAUCCUAGGUCAUGGAGUGGACAACCACUUAUUGGGUCUACGACAGAUAGCUUUAGCUCACGGAAGACAACUGCCAAAUAUUUUCAAAGAUCCGAGUUAUAUGGAAUCGAAUAGAUUUCGUUUAUCUACAAGUCAAGUACCUACAACAAUGGAUGCAUUUAUGUGUUAUGGAGCUGUUGUACCUAACGGAUACGGAGCAGCAUAUAAUCCACACCCUGACAAUAUAGUUGUCAGUAUCUCGUGUUGGCGUACAAAUCCAGAUAAUAAUGCUGUUAAGUUUGCUGAAAUGCUUGAUUCAGCAUUGACUGAAAUGCGUGAUUUAGUCCUCUCUAAUCCUACAUUGUCUAAAGAACCGUCAAAUGAACCAGUCGAAUGGAGUAUAGCUAAAUCACUUGGUGCUGAAGUUGGUCUAAAUGUUACUGGUUAAUUAUUAUUAUUAUCACUAUCCAUAACAUUAUCAAUAACUAUUAUUAACUCUUGAAAAGAAUUAUUUUACACAAAAGUCAAAUAACAUAUUUUUAGCGCCAUCAGAUUACUUUUUUUUCACUCAUUGAAACAAGAAUAUUUAUUUUGAUUUCUCUUAUCCUCCUGUGAGCUUUGUUUAUCAUAUUUUCUCCAAUAGCUUAUCUACAAAACAGUUAUCUCGAAAAGAAGUUAACCAGAUUUAUUUAUAAAUAUUACCGAAACAAGUUUUCCUUAAUAUCUUUUAGUUUUGUGAUAAAAAGAUACUACUUAGUGAUCUAAAGGCUAUUUUCUUGCUCUUUAGUCAUUUGAUGAUACGUAGAGAGAAAUUUAAUGAAAAUUGAAGAUAAUAAUAUAGUAGCAAUACUUUCACUUAUGUACACUGUUAUAUAACAGUUUAAUCAAACCUAUGCUGAAUACUACAGAAAUAUAUAAUAAUACGGAUUUCAUACAAAAACACUCCUUAUAACUACAGAUGAAUUAGGUCAAGAAAAGUCAUUAAUAACAUUUUAUUUUAUACUAAAUUAUUACUAACACCUUAUAUAUAUAUAUAUAUAUACUCAUUUCUGUCAUUUUUAUAUACUUCAGUGUGUCAAAACCUUUGUUUAUAUUAAUUAUUAUAUACAUAUAUUUAUACUGAAUAUAUAUUUAUAUUUGAAAUUUAAACUAUAUCUGCUAUAAAAGAGAUUUUAAACAAUCUCAACGACUCCCUCAAACGUGUAUACCCCUCAGGUUGUGAAAUGUACAAAUCAUAUUCAUAUAAUUAUAUCUAAUUAUAAUUAGUAAUCGCUUAUUAAAAAUUUAAAAAAACAAAACGAAGGUGUGCAAUCUGUUAUGAAUUCAGUGUUUACCAAUACAGUGAACAUUGAACACGACAAAAUUCACUAAACACUAAACACCUUGGAUUUGUUAUCACUGACAGAAUACACUUUUUACAAUUUCUAAUUAAUUUAUCGCAAAAUUCGUUUAUAUAAUUAGAUUAGUAGAAUAAAAAGUUUGUAUAUCCUUCAUUCCUCUUAUUACUGCUAUCAUUGUUAUUAUUCCUAUUAAUAUUAUUAUCAACAUUAUUAUUAUUAUUACUAUUAUUAUUGUCGCUAUCAUAAUCACCAUUGUUAAAAUACAUUACGUUUGCAUGUAUACACAUAAACCAUAUAUACAUGCAUUCAAAUAAAAUUCACAUUUUAUCUAUUUCAA